Messenger RNA from Scleropages formosus (Asian bonytongue), 1449 nucleotides. RefSeq names its product forkhead box G1a (gene foxg1a). Gene Ontology annotation, cellular component: nucleus. The transcript has a single exon. Gene Ontology annotation, biological process: regulation of transcription by RNA polymerase II. The record is from RefSeq and is a predicted model, not a curated record. NCBI's taxonomy places the organism in Eukaryota, Metazoa, Chordata, Actinopteri, Osteoglossiformes, Osteoglossidae. Gene Ontology annotation, molecular function: DNA-binding transcription factor activity; sequence-specific double-stranded DNA binding. The coding region runs from base 1 to 1260 and encodes 419 amino acids.
AUGUUGGAUAUGGGAGAACGGAAAGAGGUGAAAAUGAUUCCUAAAUCAUCGUUCAGUAUAAACAGCCUGGUGCCGGAGGCGGCUCAGAGCGACAACCACCACAGAUCAGCGCUCGACGAAGAGGAGAAGGUCCCCUUGCAGAACCCGGCGCCCGACGCCAAGGCGGAGAACAACAUCUGCUGCAAAAGUGACAGCGCGUCGCACGAGUCGGCGUGCGCGGACGAGAAGGAGAAGCAGCAGCAGCAGCAGCAGCAGCAGCAGGAAGAGAAAAAGGAUUGCGGCAAGGAAGGGGACGCCGGCAAGGACGGGGAGAAGAAAAACGGCAAGUAUGAGAAACCCCCUUUCAGUUACAAUGCGUUGAUCAUGAUGGCCAUUCGGCAGAGUCCGGAGAAGCGGCUCACCCUGAACGGUAUUUAUGAGUUCAUCAUGAAAAAUUUCCCCUACUACCGAGAGAACAAGCAGGGCUGGCAGAAUUCCAUCAGGCAUAACCUCAGUUUAAACAAGUGUUUCGUUAAAGUUCCGCGGCAUUACGAUGACCCCGGUAAGGGCAAUUACUGGAUGCUUGACCCCUCCAGUGACGACGUGUUUAUCGGCGGGACCACGGGCAAACUUCGCAGGAGAUCCACCACGUCUAGGGCCAAGCUGGCGUUUAAGCGCGGCGCCCGCCUUACUUCCACGGGACUCACGUUCAUGGAUAGGGCGAGCUCUUUAUACUGGCCCAUGUCCCCCUUCCUGUCGCUGCACCACCCGAGGGCGAGCGGCGCGUUGAGCUAUAACGGCACCUCCUCGGCUUACCCCAGUCACCCGAUGCCUUACAGUACCAUGUUGACUCAAAACAGUUUGGGGAACAACCACUCCUUCCCCGCCUCGAACGGGCUAAGCGUGGACAGGCUCGUGAACGGGGAGAUUCCGUACGCCACGCACCACCUGACGGCAGCAGCCUUGGCCGCGUCGGUGCCGUGCGGUCUGUCCGUGCCCUGUUCUGGCACGUACUCUUUGAACCCGUGCUCGGUGAACCUGCUUGCCGGACAGACCAGUUACUUUUUCCCGCACGUUCCGCACCCGUCAAUGACUUCUCAGAGCAGCACGUCAAUGACGGCCCGGGCCGCUUCCUCCUCCUCCCCACAGGCGCCGUCAUCUCUCCCCUGUGAAUCUUUAAGACCCUCUCUGCCAAGUUUCUCCUCAGGACUUUCCGGAGGACUUUCCGAUUACUUCACACAUCAGAACCAGGGGUCCGCCUCAAACCCGCUUAUACACUAACAAACAUCCACAAGGAUCAGACUGUAAGUGAACGUUUUACGCGCCAUUUACGUUGUAAUUAUAUAUAAAGGAGAAUGUAAACGAAGAGGAAAAAUGAGAGGCAGCCGAACUCCAGGUAUUUUUUAUUCAGAUUUCCAGUUUCUUUCUAUACACAUAACGUCUAGUGUCGGGGGGUUGUUUAUUAUUCCA